CAAGUAUAAUAUUUUCAAACUGUUUUGCAUGUAUAAUCUGUUGUGUUCCUUUAUAUUUAUCUUCUGCUAAUGCCUGUGUGUUUUUCACUCUAAGAUUGUGCAACCAACCCUCACUUCGUUAUCCUCAAACAGGCUGGUUUUGCUGGUGAAGAAACUCCUAGGACUGUCUUCCCAUGCGUCGUUGCACGGCCACCGCACGCCGGAAUGGAACACAAAGCUGUCUUUUCGGUGUGAAGCUCUGGCUUGGAGUGGUAUUUGCGCAUUGAAUUACCCUGUGAUCAACAUGAUUUCAUUACCAAAUGGGAUGACAUCGAACAAAUCUGGUAUCACACUUGCCAUAACGAGUUUCAUGUCGAUUCCCAAAAACAUCCCGUGCUCCUCACCGAAGCACCGCACAAUUCCAAGUCCAAAAGGCAGAAAAUGGCCGAGAUAAUGUUCGAGAAAUUUAAGAUUCCGGCCAUGUAUUCCGGCGGUGAUAUCGCUUCAUGCUGCCAAGCGUACUACAGUGACUUCAGAAAACUUGCCCCCGGUGUGGGUGAUGGAAUCAUUAAGGAACUUUCAGCUCUUAUGCCGAGUGAUAUUGAGAUUAAGGUUGUCCCACCACCGGAAAAACAUUAUCGUGCAUCAGUUUUGGCUUCUCAUAGAACAUUACCUCAGGUAUUAUAUAUAUAGUUUAAGGGUAAAUUACUCCAAAGUUCACUAAACUAUUAGUAAGUUUACAUUUUAGUCACCUAAUUUUAAAAAGUUACAAAAUGAUCAUCGCAUUAUUCAAAAGUUUUUAUUUAAGUCACCGGAUUGUUAAAAUUACUACUAUAUGACCUUCCAUGUUUGCAUUGCUUCUACCAAUCAAAAGCUUUUCUUCUACAACUCAAAAUCCAAACAAUUUUCUUCUUUAAUCUUUGACACUGAACCGUCUAAUCGACCUGGAACUAAGGUACAUUUUUUUACUCAUCGAUGAUCGAUGAUUGCUUGGAGCUUGCCAGGUGAGCUUUUUAAAAAAAAAAUUAACAGUCUAAUGACUUAAAUAAAAACUUACAAAAUGUCACUGGUAAUUAAGGUGUUUUUAUUUUUUAUUUUUGACUAACGAGCUCUAAGUAACGAUUCAACAAUCAAUAUAGUGGAUUAGUACCCAUCAAUGAGUAAAAAAUACAUACCUUAGAUCCAAGUUGAUUUGAUGGUCAAUGUCGGAGAUUAGAGAAGAAAAUUAUUGGGAUUUUUAUUUAGUAGAUUCGUGAUGUUUAAAGUUAUUUUAUAAAAAAAAAUUGAACUGCAAAAGGUAGGAGAAAAAAAUUUUCAAUUGGUGCAGAUGGUGCGAAUAGAGAAAGUCAUACAACAGUGAUUUUAACAGCCUUGUGACUUAAAAUGAAAGUUUUGGAAUAGUUUAGUGACAAUUUUUCUAACGUUUUGAAGUUAAGUGACUAACAUAUAAACUUACUAGUAAUUUAGUAACUUUAAAUACAAUUUGCCCUAAUUUUUUUAAUACUAGUUUCGGCUUUGGAAUAGUGAAAUUUUCACUUUGGUCAUACGGUAGCCCCUUCAUUUUUGUUAAAACAAUUGACUUAAUACUUAUUUUGGUCCUUUUAGUACAGUGAAA
Molecule: messenger RNA, 1594 nt
Organism: Gossypium arboreum
Lineage: Eukaryota; Viridiplantae; Streptophyta; Magnoliopsida; Malvales; Malvaceae
Product: actin-like
Exons: 2
Coding region: 421-672 (83 amino acids)
Source: RefSeq, a predicted model, not a curated record